CAAUUGAAUUUCCAAGGUCUAUUUCAAUUUCAGGCUUACAUUUCAAACAUGAACGUCCGUAGUUUUCCCAGAAAGAUACUUAUCAGCAAGAACCCACUAGAGAAACGGGUCAAGUCGAACUUCUUUGGUUGAAAUUAUGCGUCUGAAUCUUGACUUUAAUUCCCAUUUCCAUGAUCACUUAACUGGAAAAACGCGGGAAAUUGUUUCUAUUCACUUGACUUCACUUCUCUUCAAUGAUAAUCCACAUUCGGUGAUUCGCACCCAUUAACACAGUUAUCGCAAUAACAUUCCACUUCUCUUUUUCUCUUUGCUUAUUCAUUCAGCACACUCAUACUUCCAUUUGGGAUUUUUUUUUUUUCCUUCUCUCCUUGUUUUUUAGCAGCCUCUUAUACAAAUGGAACCAAGAUUAGGGUUCCCACUUCUCUUCUUGUUGUUAAUCUCCCUCUCUUUCAAUGCUGAAUCGAAGUGUAAGAAAGGAUGUGACCUAGCUCUAGCCUCCUACUAUGUUUGGGUCGGUUUUUCAAAUCUUACGACCCUUUCGCAGAUUAUGCAAUCCCCAAUUCUUCAAAAUCCUGAAGAUAUCGUUAGGUAUAACGCAGGUCAAGUAUCUAGCAAAGAUUAUGUCCAAACCACCACUCGAGUGAACGUUCCGUUCCCUUGCGAUUGCAUCGAUGGUGAAUAUUUAGGUUACGUGUUCAAGUACCCGAUUCAGAGAGGGGACUCCUAUGUGAAGGUUGCGAAUCAGAGCUAUUCCAAUCUGACCACCGCGUCGUGGUUGCAGAGCUUGAAUAGCUAUCCGCCGAAUAAUAUUCCUAAUUCUGGAAUGAUGAAUGUGACGGUGAACUGUUCGUGUGGGGAUAGGCAGGUUUCGAAGGAGUACGGUUUGUUCAUGACGUACCCGCUUAGAGCUGAGGAUUCUUUGGAUUCCAUUGCGAACCAGACGAAGCUUGAUCGGGUGUUGCUGCAGAGAUAUAAUCCUGGUGUUAAUUUCAGCAGAGGGAGCGGCCUGGUAUAUAUCCCAGGAACAGACCUGAAUGGUGCCUAUGUGCCUCUGCCCCUAAGCCCGAAAGGUCUAAAAGGUGGGGCUGUUGCUGGAGUAUCUGCUGGAGCAGUUAUUGGGGUUGUGCUAUUGACAGUCUGUUCGUGUCUUGUGUAUUACCAAAGGAAGAACGAGGAGGAGGAAAAGCUGCUUUCAAAAUUAGUACUAAACUCUGCUCAACCAGAUUCCAAUGGUCCUCCUGAUACUAGUUUCAAAGGUAUUACUGUGGACAAAUCAGUGGAGUUCUCAUAUGGAGAACUAGCUCAAGCCACAAAUAACUUCAGUAUGGCAAAUAAAAUUGGCCAAGGUGGUUUUGGGGCUGUCUACUAUGCAGCGUUGAGAGGCGAGAAAGCUGCAGUAAAGAAGAUGGAGUCGCAAAAGUCACGAGAGUUUCUUGCUGAAUUGAAAGUGUUAGCACGUGUUCAUCACCUAAACCUGGUACGCUUGAUUGGAUAUUGUGUUAAGAAGGAUUAUCUAUUCCUGGUAUAUGAAUACAUUGACAAUGGAAACUUAAGCCAACACCUGCGAGGUUCAGGCAGAGAACCCUUGUCAUGGUCUACAAGGGUGCAGAUUGCUUUGGAUUCCGCCAGAGGUCUUGAAUACAUUCACGAGCAUACUGUGCCUGUUUAUAUUCAUCGUGACAUAAAGUCUGCUAAUAUAUUGAUAGACAGAAUCUUCCGUGCGAAGGUUGCAGAUUUUGGGCUAACCAAGCUCACUGAAGUUGGAAGUUCAGCACUUCCUACUGACAAUCUUGCUGGCACAUUUGGUUAUAUGCCACCUGAAUAUGCAUAUGGUAGUGUUUCGCCAAAAAUUGAUGUCUUCGCUUUCGGAGUAGUGCUCUGUGAACUCAUUUCUGCUAAAGAAGCCUUGUGCAGGGACGGUGAAGCUGGUUCUGAAACAACAAAAGGCCUCGUCUCUUUGUUUGAUGAAGCUUUUGAGCAGCCUAAUCCUAAAGAACAUCUUCAAAAGCUUGUUGACCCUAGGCUUGGAGACCAAUACGCAAUCGAUGCAGUUUACAAGAUGGCACAGCUGGCUAAGGUGUGCACAGAUGGAGAACCGGAGCGACGUCCAAGUAUGAGAUCUGUUGUAGUGGCUCUAAUGACACUUUCUUCUUCUACUUCUGUGGAAUGGGAUAUUACCUCCUUGUAUGAAAAUCCAACAUUCACAAACAUGUCCGCAAGGUAGAUUUAGAAAAUAUAUGUCCAUGAUAUUUAAAUUAAGUGACACAAAUGUUAUUUUGAAUACCACUUUACAUCCAAAAUAAUAAUGAUGAUAAUUUUUUCAUCA
Molecule: messenger RNA, 2326 nt
Organism: Prosopis cineraria
Lineage: Eukaryota; Viridiplantae; Streptophyta; Magnoliopsida; Fabales; Fabaceae
Product: lysM domain receptor-like kinase 3
Exons: 12
Coding region: 395-2224 (609 amino acids)
Biological process (GO): protein phosphorylation; innate immune response
Molecular function (GO): transmembrane receptor protein kinase activity; ATP binding
Source: RefSeq, a predicted model, not a curated record